CAGUCCUUCCUCUUUUUUAUUUUUACUGACGAACAGCGUGAGUAAUAUAGCCAGACAGGUAUAAACCGGCCGAGUCCUUGCCGCCUUCAAACCAUUUUUGACUUUAGCUGCCUUGCAAGCUGGGCAGACGUUGCCUGCGUGCUUAGCACGCUAACUGUUAAGCGACAAGUGUGGCUUUCUUGGGAAUUAAAAAGGAACAUCAGGGAAGUGUUUCUCUUGAGAUCUUUUUUUCUGGGUUUGAAUAUAGCGGGAGUGUCUGGUCGGGUUAAUUCGCUGCAAGCGGAUUGCAUGAGAGGAGCUCAGAGCGCUAGAAAGUUGGUGGCUGGCCACAUUGGGUCGCCUUGAAAUCGCGCAGCAGUUCUUCGGGCUAUAGUUUGGGGGGGACAGCCACCGAAUUAAUACUCUUUUUUGGGAAGGGGAGCAGUCUCCUGUCUCAGCUUACGGAGCCGAGCUCAGGAACGGUAAACUUUUGUUGCCCUGGGUCGGAAAUAUCUGUUUUGCGGCUGUCACCGGUUUGCACCAAGCGGAUCAUCGCUGCGGAGAGAGGCAACCCUUUUCCACCGGUUUGAUCUGUCACAUGCACGCCGGAGGGACUAAAGCAACGAAAAGACCUGUGCGUGUGGAAUCCCCCGGGGCUGCGUGGAGCGGGAGCCAGCAUGAGAGGGUAAGGCCUGCCGCGGGCCCACGGAAAUGGCUCUGGGUUGGUCCGGCUCGCACCCCCUGGCCCGGGACGGCGUGCCCCUGCGUUAGGACCUGAGCGGUUUAUGGGAGACGGCCGGCCCCCGGCGCUGAGGAUCUCUCUGUGUGCGGUCGCCCCCGCCCUGUGACUGAAGCACCGCGAGGAAGAGGGGGACGAGGAAGAGGAGCAGGCAUGGCCAAGAACUCGUACAGCGGGGUGAAGAACUCCACGGCGGAGGCCAACCACGAUGGAGACUUCGGCUGCUCGCUCAAAGAGCUGCGCUCGCUCAUGGAGCUGCGCGCGGCCGAGGGGCUGCAGAAGAUGGAGCAGACCUACGGGGGGGUGCAGGGUCUGUGCACCAGGCUGCGGUCCUCACCUGUCGAAGGUUUAAGUGGACACCCUGCAGACAUCGGCAAAAGGAAAGAAGUGUUUGGACAGAACUUUAUACCUCCGAAAAAGCCAAAAACCUUCCUCCAGUUAGUGUGGGAAGCGUUGCAGGACGUAACACUGAUUAUUCUUGAAGUGGCAGCCAUAGUCUCUUUAGGCCUUUCCUUUUAUAAACCUCCAGAUGCUGAAAGAGAGCACUGCGGCAAUGCGGCGGGGGGCGUGGAGGACGAGGGGGAGGCGGAGGCGGGCUGGAUCGAGGGCGCCGCCAUCCUCCUGUCAGUCAUCUGCGUGGUGCUGGUGACGGCCUUCAACGACUGGAGCAAGGAGAAGCAGUUCAGGGGGCUGCAGAGCCGCAUCGAGCAGGAGCAGAAGUUCACCGUGGUGCGGGGCGGCCAGGUCAUCCAGAUCCCCGUCACCGACAUCGUCGUCGGGGACAUCGCACAGAUCAAAUACGGUGACCUCCUGCCCGCAGAUGGCAUCCUCAUACAAGGGAACGAUCUCAAAAUCGACGAGAGCUCUCUGACAGGGGAGUCGGACCACGUCAAGAAGGCGCUGGAUAAAGACCCCAUGCUGCUGUCAGGUACCCAUGUGAUGGAGGGCUCGGGGAAGAUGGUCGUCACGGCCGUCGGGGUGAACUCCCAGACCGGCAUCAUCUUCACCCUGCUGGGGGCGGGAGGCGAGGACGAUGAGGAGGACGAGGAGAAGGAGGAGAAGAGGAGGAAGAAGGAGGAGAAGAAGAAAAAGAAAAACAAAAAGCAGGACGGGUCGUCUGAGAACCGCAAAAAGGCUAAAGCCCAGGACGGCGUGGCAGUGGAGAUGCAGCCUCUGAACAGCGAGGACGCAGGCGACGCAGAAAAGAAGAAGGCCAACUUGCCAAAGAAAGAGAAGUCAGUUCUGCAGGGGAAGCUGACGAAACUAGCAGUCCAGAUCGGCAAAGCAGGCCUGGUGAUGUCGGCCAUCACGGUCAUAAUACUGGUGGUGCUGUUCGUGGCGGACACCUUCUGGAUCCAGGGCCUGCCAUGGGUGAAAGACUGCACCCCCAUCUACGUCCAGUUCUUCGUCAAGUUCUUCAUCAUCGGCGUCACCGUGCUGGUGGUGGCCGUGCCGGAGGGCCUGCCGCUGGCUGUCACCAUUUCUCUGGCGUACUCCGUUAAAAAAAUGAUGAAAGACAACAACCUGGUGAGGCACCUGGACGCCUGUGAGACCAUGGGCAACGCCACGGCCAUCUGCUCCGACAAGACGGGCACGCUGACCAUGAACAGGAUGACGGUGGUGCAGGCGUACGUGGGCGAGAAGCACUACCGCAAGGUCCCGGAGCCAGAGCUGAUCCCCGGCAGCACCAUGGACCUGCUGAUCUUGGGGAUCAGUGUCAACUCCGCCUACACCACCAAGAUCAUGUCUCCGGAGAAGGAGGGGGGGCUGCCGAGGCAGGUGGGGAACAAGACUGAAUGUGCCUUGCUGGGCUUCGCCCUGGACCUGAAGAGGGACUACCAGGCCAUCCGCAACGAGAUCCCCGAGGAGAAGCUGUACAAGGUCUACACCUUCAACUCGGUCAGGAAGUCCAUGAGCACGGUGCUGAAGAACGCUGACGGCAGCUACCGCAUGUUCAGCAAGGGGGCCUCCGAGAUCCUCCUCAAGAAGUGCUGUAGGAUUCUGACGGCGAGCGGUGAGCCGAAGGUGUUCCGGCCGCGGGACCGGGACGACAUGGUGAAGAAGGUAAUCGAGCCCAUGGCGUCGGAGGGGCUGCGGACCAUCUGCCUGGCCUACAGGGACUUCCCCGCCUCCGAGGGCGAGCCCGACUGGGACAACGAGACGGGCAUCCUCACCGGCCUCACCUGCAUCUGCGUGGUGGGCAUCGAGGACCCUGUCCGGCCGGAGGUUCCCGACGCCAUCCGCAAGUGCCAGCGGGCGGGCAUCACGGUGCGCAUGGUGACCGGGGACAACAUCAACACGGCGCGUGCCAUCGCCACCAAGUGCGGCAUCCUGCAGCCCGGCGACGACUUCCUCUGCCUGGAGGGCAAGGAGUUCAACCGCAGGAUCCGCAACGAGAAGGGAGAGAUCGAACAGGAGCGCAUCGAUAAGAUCUGGCCCAAGCUGCGCGUCCUGGCAAGAUCCUCUCCCACCGACAAGCACACACUAGUAAAAGGGAUAAUCGAUAGCACCAUCGUGGAGCAGAGGCAGGUCGUCGCGGUGACGGGGGACGGGACCAACGACGGGCCAGCCUUGAAGAAAGCAGACGUGGGCUUUGCGAUGGGCAUCGCUGGCACGGAUGUAGCAAAGGAAGCCUCUGACAUCAUCCUGACGGAUGAUAACUUCAGCAGCAUCGUGAAGGCGGUGAUGUGGGGGCGGAACGUGUACGACAGCAUCUCCAAGUUCCUGCAGUUCCAGCUGACAGUGAAUGUGGUGGCGGUGAUCGUGGCCUUCACUGGAGCCUGCAUCACGCAGGACUCCCCUCUGAAAGCGGUGCAGAUGCUGUGGGUGAACCUGAUCAUGGACACCUUCGCCUCGCUGGCCCUGGCCACCGAGCCUCCCACCGAGUCCCUGCUGCUGAGGAAGCCGUACGGCCGCAACAAGCCCCUCAUCUCCCGCACCAUGAUGAAGAACAUCCUGGGCCACGGCGUCUACCAGCUCACCAUCAUCUUCACCCUGCUGUUCGCCGGAGAGCAGAUUUUCGACAUCGACAGUGGCAGGAACGCGCCCCUGCAUGCACCCCCGUCCGAGCACUACACCAUCGUCUUCAACACCUUCGUCAUGAUGCAGCUCUUCAACGAGAUCAACGCCCGCAAGAUCCACGGCGAGAGGAACGUCUUCGACGGCAUCUUCAACAACCUCAUCUUCUGCACCAUCGUCUUCGGCACCUUCGUCAUCCAGAUUGUCAUCGUUCAGUUUGGGGGCAAGCCGUUCAGCUGCGUGGGGCUGACCGUUGACCAGUGGCUGUGGUGCAUAUUCCUGGGCAUGGGCUGUCUCCUCUGGGGCCAGGUGAUCUCGUCCAUCCCCACGAGCCGGCUGAAGUUCCUGAAGACAGCGGGCCACGGCACGCAGAAGGAGGAGAUCCCGGACGAGGAGCUGGAGGACAUGGACGACCUGGAGGAGAUCGACCACGCGGAGCGGGAGCUGCGCCGCGGCCAGAUCCUCUGGUUCCGAGGGCUCAACCGCAUCCAGACUCAGAUGGAUGUAGUGAGCGCUUUCCAGAGCGGCGUUGCCUUUCAGGGGGCCGUCAGAAGGCAGGCCUCCAGCGCCAGCCAACAGCACGAUAUCCGGGUGGUGAAUGCCUUCCGCAGCAGCCUGUCCCCCUAUGAGGGGCUUGAGAACCCUGAGUCACGCAGCUCCAUUCACAACUUCAUGACCCACCCGGAGUUCCGGAUAGAGGACUCUGAGCCCCACAUCCCCCUCAUUGACGACACAGACGCCGAGGACGACGCGCCCACCAAGCGCAACUCCUCCCCUCCCCGCUCCCCCACGCCCACGCCCCCGCCCCCGCCGCCGGCCCUGGCCUCACCCUCGCCUCAGGCCCCGCCCUCGCCCCAGGCCCCGCCCUCACCCAACAAGAACAAUAACGCCGUGGACGGCGGCGCCCGGCUCUUCCUGGAUGUUGACAAGCGGGGCUCCCUCGUGCCCCCCGGGAGCCCCCUCCACAGCCUGGAGACGUCCCUCUGAUCCCCCCCCCCCCCCCCCCCCACAGCGGCACUCUUCAGUACACACCCGCGUGUGAUUGGUCACAGGGGAGGAGAGGGGUGGGGUUAUGCCAUCCUAUUGGA
This is a messenger RNA of Megalops cyprinoides (Indo-Pacific tarpon), 4824 nucleotides long. RefSeq names its product plasma membrane calcium-transporting ATPase 1-like. The record is from RefSeq and is a predicted model, not a curated record. Gene Ontology annotation, biological process: regulation of cytosolic calcium ion concentration; calcium ion transmembrane transport. The transcript has 22 exons. Bases 872 to 4723 code for a protein of 1283 amino acids. NCBI's taxonomy places the organism in Eukaryota, Metazoa, Chordata, Actinopteri, Elopiformes, Megalopidae. Gene Ontology annotation, molecular function: P-type calcium transporter activity; ATP hydrolysis activity; ATP binding. Gene Ontology annotation, cellular component: intracellular membrane-bounded organelle; membrane.